Molecule: messenger RNA, 4132 nt
Organism: Dicentrarchus labrax (European seabass)
Lineage: Eukaryota; Metazoa; Chordata; Actinopteri; Moronidae
Gene: gpc3
Product: glypican 3
Exons: 8
Coding region: 431-2179 (582 amino acids)
Biological process (GO): cell migration; positive regulation of canonical Wnt signaling pathway; regulation of protein localization to membrane
Cellular component (GO): extracellular region; cell surface; plasma membrane
Source: RefSeq, a predicted model, not a curated record
CUCCACUCCUGCAGCCGCACAGAGCCAGUGUAUCAGCUCACAUCACUGUACUAUAACACGAGCGGGGAGAGGAUCUUUUUACGCGCAGGUUCACGCCGUGGCGCGCUUUUGUUGGGGAGCGCGCGCAUGUAUCUGGGGCUCGUUCGUCUGUGCAGAGAGCUGAGAGUCAGUGCCGCAAGUGGAGAGGGACUCAUAAGUUAUCAGCAACGGAGUAGCUUCACCAAGAGGCUUAACCGAGCAGCUUUCCAGGCGGGCGGAGUGUUGUUGAGCGAGCAGGAGGAGGGGUGGAAGCGGAAGGAUGCUGAUCCGAGCUGAGCCGGGAGCUGCAGCUUCACUUCAUCAGCGCAAACACGGGAUCCUCCUGUAACUUUGAAUGUGUUGAAGUUUAUCUUUUAUUCUCUCCGGUUUGGCUCAGUGCUGCUCGCCUGCCAUGGUCGGUCCAUCAGUCCACAGUGCGCUCUUUCUGUGCGCCUUCCUCCAGCUGUUCUCCCUGCUCGGCGGACAGGUGCCAAACUGCCAGGAGGUGCGCACAGUGUUUCACUCUCUGCAUCCGGGAUCCAAGUGGGUCCCCGAAAACCCGGUGUCAGGUGCGGAUCUGCAGGUUUGCCAACCCAAAGGCCCGACCUGCUGUUCCAAGAAGAUGGAGGAGCGGUAUCAGGUAGCUGCACGCAGCAACAUGGAGUCUGGUCUGCAGGUUGUCAGUGCUCAACUCAAACGUCUUAUCAUCCAGAAUGCUGCCAUAUUCCAAGAGGCCUUUGACCUGGUGCUACGUCACGGGCGUAACUCCACCCUGGCCAUGCUGAAGUCCGAGUUCCCAGGUCUCGGAGGUGGAGCCCAGAGCUCCGUGGGGCAGCUCUUCCUGGAUAUGUCGCUCUACAUCCUGGGCUCAGACUCCACAGUGGACCACAUGGUGGCGGUGCUCUAUGGUCGGCUCUUCCCCCUGGCAUACCGUCGCCUGCUGGGGGGCAGCGUGUCCUCUGUGUCUGAGGAGUGUGUAAGAGGAGCCUGGAAGGACUCAGGAGCAUUUGGCCCUUAUCCCAAAGUGAUGAUGACCCGUCUGUCUCGCUCCCUCCUGGCCACACGUGUCUUCCUGCAGGCACUGAACCUGGGCAUCGAGGUUGUCAACACCACAGACCACCUGCGGCCCGGCCGGGACUGUAGCCGGGCCCUGCUGAGGCUGUGGUACUGCCCGCACUGCCAGGGCAUGCUGGGUCCACCAGCCUGCAGAGGCUUCUGUCAGGCGGUGAUGCACGGCUGCCUGGGGGGAGCGGCUGAGGUGCAGCCUCACUGGAGGACCUACGUAGACGGACUGGGGAAGCUGGCCGGUGCCAUGAGGGGAGAGCAGGACAUGGAGGCUGUUGUUAUUAGGCUGCCUUCAAUGAUCAAACUGGCUCUCAAGCAUGCUGUGAAUGCCCGCACUCGCCUCACUGCCUUGGUGAGCGGGAUGUGUGGACACACUCCUCAGCGGGCCUCUCGCUCAGUCGGAUCCCCUCCUCCCCAGCCUCCCGCUGCCUCUGCAGCCCGCAACACGCAGCCCUCAUCCUCAGACUCUGAUGAGACUUUGGCUGGCCUCCGCAGGGAGUUCAUAUCCAACCUGAAGGGCUUCAGCUCCUUCUACAGUGGUCUUGGGGAGGCCCUGUGCAGCCGUGAGCCCGUUCCAGCAAACCACUCCCUCUGCUGGAAUGGGCAGGAGAUGACAGACAGGUUUCCUGGACCUGGCCUGAAGCGAUCGCACCCGGGCUCAGAGUCCCGAAGCAACAAGCCCCCUGAGCCGAUCAUCAGCCAGAUCAUAGACAAACUGAAACACAUCAACCAGUUGCUGCGCAUGGUGACAGUAUCUGAGAAGCGCUGGAGAGCCCGGUCGCGUGGAAGUGGAGUGGACGGGUGGAGCGACGAGGGGGAAGAGGGGUUCGAGAGUGGUGACUGUGACGAUGAAGAUGAGUGCGCUGGAGUGUCAGGGCUGGGGCCGCCACCGAGACGCAAACGAUUACGCAUCUUUGCAGACCUGGCUGAUAACCUGGCAAUGGACGACUUCACCUUCCAGGAGCAGCUGCUGACCCCUCGCUUGGCCACAGCUGGGGUCGGAGGCGUCUCCUCACCUGCGGCUCCACUGUGGAGGAGCUACCUGGUGCCGACGCUUCCUGUGACGCUUGUUCUGCUCCUGCUUUGCCGCCACUGACCAGUGCAAUCACACACUCCCAUCACUUCUUUCCCCUAGGAUUCAAUACAAACUCUGUGGAACGGGACAAACUUUUUUUAAAGUUCUGGUUCCUAAUGUAAAGUUCAAAGGAAGCAUGAACAACAAAAAUGCUACAUUUCUCUUUGUAUGUCUCAGAAUGAAGCUGUUUUAUUUUAGUCAAAAUCACUGGAUGUUCUCAACAAACAUUAAAGCACACCAGAUAAACCCAUGGCAUUGUGUAAAUAAGAAACUGCCCUCGUUGUUCACUCCCACUAUGGUUAUUACAACUUUUUGUGCCCUCUUGCCUGACCUCCUCUCUGCUCUCAUACUGACUUCUGUAUAAUAACAAAGUGACUGGGGCCCUCAUCACUAGACAACUUUGUCAUGGACCUGCAAGUGAGGAACGACACGGAGAACAGAAACACAACAGACCUUUUUAAAAUGCUCCCAGUCUGCAAAACGUUAUUGCCCUGCAGAAACAAGCUGGAAUGCAGAAGAAAACUUUUACUACUCUCCUCCAUGGCAUUGAAUGAUCUCCUGCCAGGACUGGACUUCAGCUGGCAAGUUGUUGUGAACUCCUUAUCGCCGGAGGCUGAGGUUAAACCCUUAUUUAAAGAUGCACUGUACCUUAAAUGCUCUGAUUCUACUUCAAUCUUCCUCUCUCUCUUUCUCUCUCUCUCUCUCUCUCUCUCUCUCUCUCUCUCUCUCUCUCUCUCUCUCUCUCAUUGUUUGUGUCCUAGUAAUAGCUAAAUUAUUUCUGACUGAUUCACACCCGCACUGUCAGUGUUUCCUUUAUUUUGUAACGCUGAUGAUUUUUUUAACAGUAACAGCCCUACGAUAAAAGAAAAAGAUUCAAGGGCUAUCAUGAGUCUCCAAAUCAGCCUGAUGACUGUACAGAUGUAUGUUUCUCUGUGUCGGUGCCAUGUUUACAAAAAUAUGUUUAUUUGAAAUAUUGGCAUAUUUCACAAGAAAAUGUGGUUAUUGGCUGGACUGUGAAGAAUUGCUGCAAGCUCUGUGGGUAAAGCGAAGAGUAACGUGAGAUAUAAAUAUGUAUAAAAAUGUGUGUAAAUUAAUUUUGUAAUGUUGGUUUGCAUUGGGGUCACACAUUCUUGAAGUCUUAAAGUCUUCGUAUUUAAUUUGUUCUUCUAGGUUUUGUUUAAACCAGAAGUCAGAUUCUCAAUUGUUGUUUGAUUUUGUUUGGUUUUUAAAAAGAAAUGUGGUGAAAACUGGUUUCCAUCUUCUUUGUUUAGACGGGAGGUCGUGUGAUGGAUGUUUGGAAACGGCACUAAUUAAAAGUUGAAAGUGUAUCUACUGCUGCCACCCAGCUGACUUCACAGCUGUGAGCCAGACUAUCCAUCCAUCCAUUCACCAUUAGAUAUACCGGAUUAUACUUGAGGGUCACGGGACGUUGGAGCCAAUCCCAGCUGACACUGGGUGAGAGGCGAGGUACACAGAGACAGACAACCAUUGCAUUCACACCUACGGGCAAUUUAGAGUCACUAAUUAAGCAAAGCUGCAUGUCUUUGGACUACUGGAGGAUACCAGAGCAUCCAAAGAAAACCCAAACCAGGCAUGGGGAAAACAUUAAGACUCCACACACAAAGUCCCCAGUUGACCAACAGGUACUAGACUGUCCACACAGGUGUAACUAAUAACAAUAAUGAUGGCUCUGUUCCAUUUAGGUGUGCCAAUGAGUAAUGUAAGGGAGCCAGCAUGCAGAGCACUAGGAGCCUGACACUGCAACACCUAAACAUAAUGCAGCCCUAAUAAACGUUAUUAGUUGGACCAGCGUUUGUCAUGAUAAACAUCUGUUGUGACCCCUCAAACAGCCAGUGUCAGACCUGGGAUUAGAUGUUUAUAAAAAUGAGUGCACUGUAAUAUGUUAAUUUAUUUCAUUUUUCAGUUAAAUGUUGAUGAGGAAAGUACAAUGUAUAAUAAACGGAACAUGUUUUA